CACACCCACAAACUCAGUGACUUGGAGAGCGGUACAGUGCAGCUGUGAACACACACUACAGGACAGACGGGUAAACGGAUGAGCGGCGGAGCGACGAGCCUGUGACGAGAUGAGUGCACAACUGAUGAACAUGACUGUUGCCACGAACAACAACACUACGAAGUCCCACUUGCAAUGUUUCCACAAAGAUGAUGCCUUCAAGUACAGCGCGUACAGAUACACGUAUCUGCUCGUGUUCCCUGUGGCGCUUAUCUGCAACAUCGGGGCGCUGGCAGUGUUCUUCAGGCAGAGCAGCCGCAGGAGGUCGGCCUCCUGUGUGAUCAUGAUGAACCUCGCCAUAUCAGACGGCAGCUUCUCCCUGACCCUCCCGCUGCGAUUGGCUUAUUACUUUAAUGAAGGGAAGUGGUUCUUCCCAGACUGGGUGUGCCGACUGUGCGUCUUUGGCUUCUACGUCAACCUGUACACCAGCAUCCUCUUCCUCACUCUGCUGAGCGUGCUGCGCUGGUUGGCUGUUGCUAAGCCGCUCCGUCACCGCUCUUUAGCUACGCCUGCUCGAACCUUAUGGAUCUGCCUGGGAGUCUGGGUGUUUGUGGGCGGAUCCUCUGUGCCCUUCCUGUCCAAUGGGGUUGUACAUAGGAACAAUGCAACUCGCUGCUUUGAGCCAGAAACCCCAAAGUCCUGGUCGAUUAUCCUGGUGUUAAACUACGUGGCGGUGACUUUUGGUUUCCUCAUACCUUUCCUCACCAUCAUCAUCUGCUACAGCAAAAUCAUUCGACAGCUAACGACCGACUCGAGCCCCAGCGGAACCAACCUGGCCAGCAAGAAUCGCACUCGCAACCGGAGGCGCUCGGUGCAUUUGGUCAGCAUGGUGACAGCGACCUUCCUGCUCUGCUUUCUGCCCUAUCACCUGGUCCGCUCGCUGCACCUGCACGCCGUGUGCAACCGCUGGAACUGCAACAUCUUGCUGGCCUUGCAGCGAGGGGUGGUGGUGACCCUGUGUCUGGCAGCGUCGAACAGCAUGGUCAACCCGCUGCUGUAUUACUACUCUACAAGGACGUUCAGGGAAAACUUGAGGGAAGCCCACUCCUCACUGCUGUCCAGCAGAGGAGGAUCCAUCAAAUCGGCGAGCAUGAAACGGAGGAACACCAGCUGAGGAGGCUGUCAAAGUGAGGCUGCUAACAAGGUUCCUCAUAAAAGCUUUGAGUCAGACUUUGUUUUAUCUACUCCAGUGGAAAUAUAGAUGACAUUCCCCUAAAGCGCUGACUCUUCUUUCCUAAUAUGGAUGAAAAGCUGGUGGAACCACAUGACUGAACUUUUCUCUAGGACUAAGAGUCCCUAAAGGGACAAACGGACCAAAAAGCUAUCAAGAAGGACCUGAAGGACUGUGAAGAGUUGAGAAUGGUUCAUGAGUUUUAAUGGACUCCUAAACCCUUCUCAACGGACUUUAAUGGGUGCUUCUGAAGAGUUCUGGGGUUUUGAGUUCAAGGGUUACCCAAGAGUCUGAGAGGUUGUGAAGUUUCAGGAGUUGUUGAGAAAUUCAUAUCAGAUUGAUAAGAAUAAUUCUGUUCAAAUGUUGCUUUUGCCAAACUGUAAAGUACUUCUAGAAGCAAAUCUUGCCACUCUUCACAUUCCUCUGAGCACUUAUUUCACCAGUUAUUUUGAAGCAAAUUCAGUUUGAAUUUAAAACUGCAUGUAAAGAAUCACCUGUCAGAUCAGGUAAAAUUCAGCUUCUUUCUUUUGAUUUUCCUGUCGUGUGUUUGGUAUAAAAACCAGAACAUGGACAAGUUGCAGAGUAAAAGCAGCCCCAUUUCUUGCAGAGUAACAGCGCCCUCUUCAGGCAUUAGUGAAGUGUUUGGAGAAGUUACUGAGUCCUUUUCUUAAAUUAAAUUAUAUGCAGCAGGAGACUGCAGACCAUAAGAAGCAACUCUGAGCAAUUUUGACUUAGGGAGAGGCAAUUAGUUAGAUUUUGAUUUGAUAAUUUUCAUAGGAACAUUAUUAGAAUAAGAUAACUGGCAUGACUGCAUUUAUUUUUUCUUUGCGAUAUAAAUUAAGCGGACCAUUUUGCUUUCCCGUGGUGCAUUUUUGUUGUAAGCUCAAACUCAGUCGCUGUUUAGUUCAGCUCUACAAACAUCUCAUCUAGGGGUCUUGAACCCACAACUAUUUUGGCAACAAGUAAACUAGAUUCCGGGGCGAUCGUGGCUCAAGAGUUAGGAGUUCGCCUUGUAAUCGGAAGGUUGCCGGUUUGAGCCCUGGCUUGGACAGUCUCGGUCGUUGUGUCUUUGGGCAAGACACUUCACCUACCGCCUAAUGGUGGUGGUCAGAGGGCCCGGUGGCACCAGUGUCCGGCAGCCUCGCCUCUGUCAGUGCGCCCCAGGGUGGCUGUGGCUACAGUGUAGCUUGCCAUCACCAAUGUGUGACUUAGGCGCUCCCUAUACAAAUACAGGCCAUUUAAACUCGAUCAAUUACGAAAUUAACUUAUACAUUUUUCAUGGAAAAAAAUCGAGACGAUAAACUGUAGUUUAUGAAGUCCGUCACAGGCAACCAAAAGUUGGAAAAUCUUUUUAAUUACUGCAGCAGGUGAAAUUUUAAGUUAAACACAACAAACUUAGCUUAAAAACAGGAUAUUAUCAUAGCAAGACUUGUUUGUGGCUAUUUCGUGGGAUUUCUUGGGUCUAGAGUUGCUUAAAAGAUAUUAUAAAAAUAUAUAUAUAUAAAAAUAUAUUGCUUAAAAUAUAUUUUUUUGAUAAUGAAGGUUGCUCAGGUGAAGCAGUGGAAAGAUAUAUAGAGAGAGAGGGUUAAAAAUGCACUUUUCAUAAGUUUAAUGAAAAUCUAUGGAAGGUUUCAAACUGUGAAACAGCUUAUACUGAAACACUGUUGAUUAUUCUUCCACCUCUGACUUCGUCUUUUUGAGGACUUUGGAUAUGCACUAACACUGCGCUUUGUUCCCGAGUGUGAGAUAUUUGUGUCCGUGUGUCAUUAUUGUUGAAACAUAUGAUGCUGUUUCCAGUGAAGAGUUGUUGUUUACAUGUUUAUUUAUUUGCAAAUAAAAACUUCAGGGACAUUUCACAUGAAACGGAAACAUCUCCGUUCCCUCCUUUCCCCCAAACUCAUCUUCCUGUUUAUUUUCCACAGAACAGAACUUUUUUCUUUGGAUUUACUGCAUUAUAUAUUUAUUUAUUAUUGAAGGUCAAAUAUGAUUGUCUCAUCCCUGUAGGGGUCGCAGUGGGACCCUGUGUGCACUGAGCAGCAGUGAAUGAUGAUGUGUUUAUUUGACGGAAAUACACUGGCCCUGAAGUUAAACAAUAAAGAUAACACACAAUAAAAUGUG
Molecule: messenger RNA, 3328 nt
Organism: Oreochromis aureus
Lineage: Eukaryota; Metazoa; Chordata; Actinopteri; Cichliformes; Cichlidae
Gene: cysltr3
Product: cysteinyl leukotriene receptor 3
Exons: 5
Coding region: 110-1153 (347 amino acids)
Biological process (GO): G protein-coupled receptor signaling pathway
Cellular component (GO): plasma membrane
Molecular function (GO): G protein-coupled receptor activity
Source: RefSeq, a predicted model, not a curated record